GUUAGUUAUAUUAUCAAAAAUUACUGUUGUCUAAAUGUUUGCAUGGUCCGAAUUUUAGGUUUAUCUGGUUUUUAGUAUGAAUGUGUUGUACGAUUCAUUUAUUUUAAAGUUUCAUUCCAAACACUAUUUAAACAAAACAAGCAAUUUAAUCUUUCAUUGCAAUUUUUAGGCAUGUGCGCCUUGAAUCCUUGAAAAAAAUGCCCUCAUUGUUAUUACAUUUUCAAUUUUAAGCAUCAAUUGUAUUAUGAUCAGAACUCGUUUUCAAAUAUGUAGAAACUACGCUUCAAAAAUAAAUCAAACCAAAAUCUCUAAAGGGCUGUAACUGCAUGGUGGUAAAAAACCCAACAAAUUACAUUAGACUUGUAUGUCUUCUUCUUUAUUUUAAGGGCCCACGAUCAAUGAAUUGAUCAUUCUGGCUCCUAUGUUUUAGAGGGGUUUGCGAUGUUACUGUUCAUGGGUUUUAAUGGGAUACUUCACUGGUUGCAAUUUAAUUCAAUUUUAAGUACAGAUAAAGCAACAACGCUAAUGUUAAGAGGUAUAACAAAAUAUCCCUUUCUAAAUUAUUUCAAUUAUGAGCUAGUUGCAAUAUUCUUUUUAAAGGAACGAUAAACGAAAUUGUUAAUUUUUCAGUGAUUACUCCAAAAGGUUCGAUUGAGGUCGAAGAUGGCCUGCGUAUUGGUCCGGUCGUGGACAAGUUGCGUCAUCCUAUCACUGCUUGUGGCCCUUGUAUCCAGUCAGCCUGCUCCCGGUGAGAUUACAUCCAUUACUACAUUAAAUUUCUAGUAACUGUUAUUUUUACUACCUGUAUUAUAAUAAUUCAAAAUUAACAAAUACAAUAGUUCCCGCCGUGUUUCUGUCUGGAACCAGCGCAAAGAGGUUUAACUUUUAGUGCGGCGUUGCAUUUUAGGGAUAUACCACUGAGGACCUAUCCUCAUGCUAUAAAUAAAUUAUUUAUACAAUUAAUUAAUCAAUUAUUUCAAAAUUUUCAUAAAUCUGAAUCAGAUUAAAUCCCACUGCUCGGGACACGUUGAGCCACCAAAAUAAAAGCCUCGUUGGGGCAAAUACGAUCUUGCAAAUGCAACAAGAGAUUCUUUGUAUUUUAUUAAAACUAUUGACAUUAUUAUUAUAACGAUAAAUUCGCAACAAAAGACACUCAGUACGUGUUUUUAAACUUGGGCUUCGGCUCAUCAGCAUUAUGAAGCUGAAUUCUCUCAGUAUCUCCUUAUCAGUUUUAUAAAAUGGGAAUUCCUAAAAUCAUUGACACAUAUCAUUUAAGUUUAAGUAUCAUAUUCAAAUGGCUGCAAAGACCCAGUUCUUUUCUAGUUCAAUAUAGGGAUUUGGAGAAGACUUAUUUGGCUGAGCUCCACUUGGUACAAUUUUUUUUAGCUCAAGCUCUGCUCCGAGCUCAGAUUAAGCUUUUUUUAAGAGGGUUGUAAGCGUUCAAUGAAAUAUAUUUAUCAUUGCCACUAGACAUUAUUAUUGCAAGUACCAGCUACUUAUUUGGUAGAAGACAGUGGGGGGCGCGGGUGUCAUAGCUGAUUGAAGACUGGUACAAUAUAGUUGGUAACAAUGGAGGGGAAACAUAUCUCGUAGAAAUGGAGGGCCAACAUAUCGCGUAGAAGAGUGGGGAACCGUAGCAGUAGAAGUAUAGGGCAACAUAGAUGUUAACGUGUGGGGGAAAUCGUCAUAACUGUAGAAGUGUUGUGAACUAGUUUGUUGUGAAUGUUGGGUAACAAAGGUCGUAACAAGAAGAGUAGGGUAGCUGGUAGACGAUUGGAGGCAUCAUAGCUGGUAUAGACCUGUUAUGGGGGGGGGACAUAGAUGGUAGAAGUGUUGGGCAACAUAGCUGUGGAAGAGUGGAGCAACAUAGUUAGUAGAAGAUUGGAUAGUCAAUUUAAAAAAAAAAUUAAAGUAACAAUACAUUAAUAAUAAUGUUUUUUCAUUUUUAAAAAAAAAAUUAAAGAUUAUUCAUGAGGAUUUUUUUAGCUCUGAGUAGUAAGAGACUUUACCAGCUCCAUGCAAGAUGACACUGCUCCAGUGCUCCGAACAAAUCCCUAGUUCCAACAGGCUUGUGAAGAGGCAAUAUAACGCUUUGACAUUGUUUAUUUAGAAACAAAAUUAUGAUCGAUUGAUUUGCUUUUAAUAAAUUUGAACCCAUUUCUUUGCGCAGUAAAUUCAUUUCACUGAAAUUAGUUAAUACUUCUAAAAAAUAAAAAGCUGUUUCCCCGGAGGUAAAUAAUUAUUGUAAAAGCUAUUACAGCUAAAAAUAUUUCCGUUAAAGUGAGUCUCAACAACGUGUUGAUAACCAACGAACUUUAGUAUGAAGGGUCGAACGCUAAACAUCUAUCUAUAUUUCCUUCGUAACCCGGAGCUUAUGGAAUAGUCGUUUAUCAACUUAGUAUGAUUUAAUUUUAUAUUCCUACUUGUGUUUUAAGUUAAUUGCGCUUUGCCAAAUAAAAAUUGCAUGCUGUUGAGAAUGGCUUGUCCAGUAGCGAGAUCUAAACAAUUCUAAUGGUGUCUGGACAAAGAAAAAAUUAUAUGAUCGAGAAUAGUAUAUAUCUAAGACAUUUUUUUCAAAGAGGAAAUUUCAAAAUAUUUUAUAUUGUAUUUAUAAAAUAUUUAAUUUUCCUAAAAGAAAGAUACAUUGCUAAAAUAUAAACAUCUUCUAACAAAAAUAAGAAACGAACGAAAAAACACCACAAAAAAAAAAAAAAAACAAAAAAAAAAAAUCAAACUGUAACAUUUUUAAUAUAAUGUUUUAUCGUAAUUGAGCAGCUCUUUCUACAAAAAGUAAAAGCUCUAAAGUGAAUUUAAAUAUAUUACCUCUAUUUCUUGUAACAAGCCAACCGUCCACUCAUUCUUUUUUUUUUCCAUUUGUAAUUGAAUAAAAUCAUCACAAUAAGCCAAUAACUAUAGAAUAUGCAUAUCAAAAGAACAUUACAAAAUUAAUAUUAAAUUUUUUGUAAUAUUAGCGAUUUCCGUGUAGCUUUGGUGAAAAUAAUGUAUCCAAUAACUAGAGACAGGGUAACAAUUCAGGAAGGAAGUUACGCCCUGCUCUUUAAAUGGGAGAUAAUUCAUGAUAUUUUUAUAGUUAUAUUAUGUUUCCAAUGCCAAAAGUUACUUCGCUUUAAAAGUUAAUUUUCAACACCCAGUUAAUUAAUUGUUAUUUUUGUUUACGUAGCAAAUAAAUUUGGUUAUCUUCUUUUUUAACGGUGAAAGGCCUGUAUAGCAGACUUCCACACAUUCAGAGACUGGCAUAUUAUAAGCCUACACAAAUCUGCAUUUAUGGUUGCAAAGAGGGGGGGAGGGAUAGAGAAGAGAGAGAGAUAGAGAGAGAGAGAUAGAAGGAGAGAGAGAGAUAGAAUUAGCGAAAUAUACAUGCUUAUCGGUGUCUGAAGCUUAAUGUUUGUUAAACUUUCUUUACGUAUGUGUCCAGAAUGUGGAGGACAGUUGACUACGUCGUAUGGCGUGUUCAUGUCACCCGGCUACCCAUCAAACUACCCACUGAAUGCCAGGUGUUACUGGACCAUCGUUGCACCAGCCAACAACGUCAUUGAUCUAAGGUAACAUACCCUAUGUUGUUCUUUUAAAUUUUAAACACUAUCGUAAAGAAAUGUGGUCCAUAUUAUGUACGCAAAAUGACAAAAAUCAACCCCCUACCAAAUUUUUCACGCAAACCCCCUCCCCCAUAUCGUAGGCCUAUAUUACUACUGAGCCUUCACCCAUUUCCCCUUUUAAAAUGUACGACAUUUAUAGACAGUUAUGAAGUCUCUGUUAACCAUGUUUUAAAAUGUGUCAGUUUUCUCCACUGUCUGUUUGGCGUAGCCCAGUGGUACCCAAAAUCUGCACUGAGAUGUCAUGGGAAGCCAAAGGUUCUUUUCAGGGGAACGGCUAAAUAUUAAACAAUGUUCUUAAUUGUAUUUUGACUUUCGACACAAUGUAACUGAAUACAACUCCAAGCCAACCUGGUGCAAACCAGUAGGCCUAUCUUACUAGAGUAAUUACUGUGUGCAGAAACUCCUAAAAUGAUUAAUUAUUAAUUUAAUAGAUAGCGUUUUGAGACCUGCAUAUUUCUUUCAUUUUUUCCCCUCCAACCUUUUAAUUAAAACAUAUUGUACUCGCUUUUUUCGAAGUUUACUUGAGAGAAUAUGAGAUAAAACGCCGGUGGAAAACCUAAAUUAUAAAAGGGCGCCGAGAAUAAAAAGAAUUCUAGGAACCAAUGUCCAAACAAACUAAUUAACGAAAAACUCACGAAAAGAUACGCUGACUAACGGUGGACUAUUGCUAUCGUUUAAUACUAGAGACUAGAGCGAUAUCUAGCGAUUUCACAAGUAAAAACGCAAAGCAACGGAAUGACGAUAUAAACGAAACGUUGUGGUGAUAAUUCCAGUCUUUAUAAAAAUUACUGUAAAGCCUAAUUUCACAUAUUUUUAGGCAUGGGAAAAAAACGAUUGUCGUUCAUUAAAAACUAUAUUAUAAUGCUAAUUAAAUGAUAAUUGAAGACCUCGGUUGAAAAACCAGAUGUCACAAAUUUCCAUUUUUGAGUUAUCCCCCUGUAAUAAAGCUUAAAUUGACAGUGAAUACAACAGUACUGUACAAAUCACCUCGUUUACGGGUAAUCGUGGAUUUUAAAUUGGCCAUACUUUGGACUUUGGAAGAAUCGGACAUGUCCAGUAAAAAUGUUGAAGUAAAAAUUAAAGUAGCCCCCCCUUAGUCUCACGUGAUGUGCUUAACCAAUAAGAAGCAAGGAAAAUGUAAAUAAAUAGAGAAUGUAGGUCAACUGUCCGACAAUGUUCACCAAACACUAAAUCAACUAAAUGCUACUACUACUAUUGUUAUCUAAUAUUAUCUUAAAGAGAAAAUCAAACGGACGAAAGAAAAAGAGGUUGAGGAAGCAAAGUUUGGCUAAAUCCGAGGACGGCUGCCACGGCGUCUUUGUGUGUUUAUUAUAGUUGCAGUGAAGUAGGGUUUAGGUUAGGUUGAGAUUGAGGGAUUGAUUUCAGGCUAGGCGGCAUAGGGAUCGAUUUAGGGUUCAGGUUAGGCAUAGUCAUAGGGAUCGAUUUAGAGAUACAAUCGUGAAAUUCGAUAAAAUAGUGGCAGGCGUCCCCAUUCAUUGUUUACCCAAAGUUUUUAUAUACAUUAUAAGUAUAAUGUAUGAUUAUGUAUAGUUAGUUUAGUAUAUUUCUGCAAUGAAAGUUACAGACUGUUACAGUAUUAGCAUAUUUUACAACAACAUUUUGACAAUUUUGUGCUUUUGCAUUGCAUGUAGUAGUCCUUCCCGAUUAAAAGUUGUUAAACAGACUGACUAUGACUAACUAUUAAAAAUGCAGGCCAUAAUCUCUUUAUUUUAUUUUAAUGAAAAUCACUACACUUUAUUUUAUUACAAAUUACAGUCAACUGAUUAUUUCCAAUUUAAUCAAUUUCAAUACCAGUUCAGGGUCAUAUGUUACAUAUAAUAUAAUAAUUUAAGGUAAAUGACAAUGAAAUUGUGAAAGUAUAAAUUUAAUUUGUCAUUGAGUGACAUGAUUUUAUAAUAUUAUCACUUGACUCAUAACACUUACACCAUCUGUACAAGAUAUCAAUAUCAGUGGCGUGACACUGAACACUGCUUUAGAUUUUUAUUUUUUAUUUUGUUUUUUGUGUAAAGUAAUUGAUUUUUUUUUUCAUCCACAAUUAGUUUUAUUAUUAAAAAUUAAAAGAGAUCACUUAAGACUUAAGAUGAUUUAGUGAUGAAGUAGACACGUAGUGGGCUUUAAAAGCCAUAAAGUAUAGUAUAGUUUAAUUUUUAAAAUUCCAUUUUCAGUGGAAAAAGCAGAAAAGUCACAAUUUUGGGUCAGCCUGGUAAUAAGCUGCAAUAUAGUAAAUUGUCACAAAAUGUUUAUUAACUUAUAUAUUUUGAAAGUAAAAUGGUAUCAUUAAAUAGAAACAAAUUAUAGCAUUUUAUUUUUACAUGUGAAAAUAUUGGAUACUUUCAAACUUUAAAAUCCACUUUUCUCAAAAUCCUGAAAAUGUGACAUGUCUGGAUUUUUCAGCUAUUGUUUAAAUUUAUUAUCUUUUAAAUUCUCUUCCAUUCUAGAUUUAAAACAUUUGACAUGUUUGGUGACAGUUUCUGCUCGGAUGUGGUGAGCAUUUAUGACGGUGAGAGUGAAAAUGCUGCACAAUUGAUGAAUCUUUGUGGCAAGCUAAAUCAGACUGAGCUUUCCACGGUCCGCCCAAGGUCAUCCGGAAACAAGAUGUACAUCUCUUUUCAGUCUAGCAACAUCGGAUCAAGGCAAGGUUUUAUUGCAUCCUACAGGACACAGGGUAAGAAUAAGUUGAAUGAAGUGAAAAUGAAAUUUUGGAUAUAACGAGCUGUAAAAUCAGUUUUACCCUGAAGGGAGGGUUUAAAGUUUAAGUUAUCGAUCCAAGAUCACUUCCAUGGCUUUAUUUGGUAUAGAUGAUUGAAGAAUUUCAAAUAUAUUUAUAUAUAUAUAUAUAUACAUGAUUUGUAUAAAAUCAGGACUGAGCAAUUAAAUAUCAAAUAAUUAUGUUUUAAUUAUGUGUAUAUUUUACAUAGAAUAUAAUUGUAUAUCGUUAGACUCGCUUUGACGAUUGUGUCAUUUCUUACAUUUUUGUCUUGGGAGAAUUGAGCUCUAAAUAAACAAUAGAUUUAGCUUCCUCUUUGUAGUGCCAAUACGUUGUUCCCAUUGAUUAUUUUGAAUUUGAAAGUUUAAAUAACCCUCUUUCUUAUUGCACCAUUUCAUGAAGCUUCUCAUACAUGACUAAUUGAAUGUGUGUAUCUGUUCUGACCCCACAGUGUGCACAGCUUACAGUUACGGUGCUGAGGAAUGUAAUCAGUCUUGUAACUGUGUCAAGGAAAAUUCGCUGGGAUGUGACUCUACGACGGGAAAUUGUAUGUGCAAACUAGGAUGGACUUCAAGAGAUUGCUCAAUAGGUAUCAGAAAAUACUGUGUUGAUGUGAUCAAUGACAUAAAGAAAGUUUUGAAUGCAUUCGUGGAUUUAAGCAAUUUUUGUAAGAAAAAUAGGCUUAAAAUAUAGGUGGGGCUUAAUUAAUACAGCAUAAGUAUUAAACUAUUACAUCUUAAACACUAAUAUGCAUUUGUCAAAUAUUCAUAGCUCCAACUGCCACGUAUUCAAAGUAUUUAAAAGGAAGAAUACGUGGCAGUUGGAGCUAUGAAUAUUUGACAAAUGCAUAUUAGUGUUUAAGAUGUAAUAGUUUAAUACUUAUGCUGUAUUAAACUAUUACAUCUUAAACACUAAUAUGCAUUUGUCAAAUAUUCAUAGCUCCAACUGCCACGUAUUCAAAGUAUUUAAAAGGAAGAAUAUUUGGCCGUUUGUUUGAAAUUGGUCUCUCUGUGGAUUAAUAACAAUAUCCGUAGUUGACCAUUAUUUCCGCGUUUAUUCAAAGGUCUUAAAUGAGAACCGAGUUUGAAUAAAAGGGGAAAAACAAUUCCGAGGGAAAUCAAAUAAAUACGGCACCAUGUAACAUGGCUGUGAUGUCUACUGUUAAGAUAUUUUGACAGUUUCACUUUUUACAAAUUUGUAAAAUAUAAAUUUUCGAUGUUCUUUCAUUAAUAUAAUAUAAAAAGAUGUGUGGAAACCUAGAGGGCACCUUUUUCUUUAAAUACGAUGCUAUAUUUGAUAAGCAUAUUUAUAUCCCCCAGGGUUUAAGGAAAAAAAAUAAGGGAGUGGGGGGGAUUCACAUUUAUUUCCAUUUUUAUUACCAAAAUUGUAUAAUAGAUGCAUCUAUUCUGGUGCAGUUUUCAAAUAUAAGACCAUAAGCAACUGAAAAGGUAGGCACAUUUCGUCGGAAAAACAAUCUAUGAGGUAAAAUUACGAAGGACAAAAAAUAUUUAUUUUCGGAGAGAAAAUAGCAUAAUAGUUUGGUGAAUAUCAUUUCCGCUUUCUUAUAAUUUGUGGUUGUUAUGAUUUGGCUAAGUAAGCAUGGAUUGGAUAACGUGGAUUGAAAUGUUUUAAUUGACCCUACUUAACUUAUUGGAAUCCAGUUCAGAAACAACAAACAUGAUUUUGGAACCAUCCAAAAUAGGAAGAGUAGGUUGCAACCACAGGCAAUCUUCUCUGUUUUACAAAAAAAUUGAAAGUACCCUAUCCUGAUGAUGUUACAGACAUGAAAAAUUUGUGUUAGAAAUUCUUUUAAGAAAAAAUAAGGAAUUAUAAUAAAAAUAUAUUUUUUAAAAACACAUUUCAAUGGCAUUAAAAAAAGACAGUUACAUUUUAAAACCCAAAACGCGUUUUUGUCACAGAAGUGUAGAGAAAAAAACACGAAAAAAUACAACUUUUAUCAUUUCGCGUGCAACGGUUUAAGGGCAAGGUCAAUGGGGUGUCUUGUUUUAAUGAAGUUAAUUUUAUCUCAUCAUCGGACUAAGAUUGGGAAGGGGACAGUUUAUUAAAAAACACGAGAAAAAUAAAAAUGAAGACAUCAAUAAAUUCUAAAGCUGCUUGCAUUCCAUCAUAAUUGGGCUAAUACCAGGUUACAUCUUGUAGAUAACCACAAAGCUCUAUCUCAGCAUUUCUAACGGAUGUUCAAUAUUUUAAACUUAAAUUAGCCCUGUUUUAUAAAGUACAUAGAAAUGUUAAACUUUACUGACUGGUGUCAAAUUUUAAUGCAGUUGUUAAUUCAAAUGUUGAUAUCUGAUAUAAAAAUGUAUGUCCCAUCAUCGUACCAAAUUUUCGAACUCAAAUGCCAAAUAAAAAAUAAAGCAUAUGAUCACACUUGCUUUCAUCCUAGACAAUACGUGGUACCCGGAACCGGAAGGCAAUAAACAAACCCAAAUAUUUAACUGGAAAUCUUGUUUAGCACAACCAAGCCACAAAGCCCGUGCAAAGGUCAUAACAUGCAAAAUGCGAGCAAAUAAACAAAGCUCUGAACAUACACUAAAAACGGUUUUACAAUUCUUAAAUUGUCAAGUAACUUUAAAGAAUGUAAGGCAAGGUACAGUAAAGCUUAAAAGAUACGAAAUAUGAUCCAAACAUUCCAACACACUGCUCAUGGUUAUUGUUGGGACGUAAUCAUUAUUUAUUUUAUUAGGUACUGAAAGUUCAAUCAGCCAGGGGCGUGCUAUAGAUAUUUGGGAGGAAUGGCAUGUUAUGGGGACAACCACACAGGGGCGUCAUUUUUUAUAAAUUAUAAUUAAAUAAAAUAUGUAUGUGUGAUUCUGGAUGUUUGCUAAGUGUUUUUUUCUUAUGUCAAGUUACGACCCUGCCACCCCUUCAUUUUAAAAUAAAUAUUGCCUAAAAUUUUGCAUGACUCAUUUUAAGCCAUCACUUUAAUUUAUAUAUCAGCUAGGUGUAAAAAUGAAAGCUGUACAUACAAUUGCCGUGUAACGGAAACCAACCCUUGGACUGAGCAAUGCUACUGCCCAGAUUGGUUGAACCCUGUUAUAACCAACAAGGGAGUUUCCUGUUUAGAGCGCUACGGUAAGGAUGGGUAAAGGUAACAUAAAAAUACAUGACAUUUCAUAGGCCAAGUAAUUACCAAGAGCACUGUGCGUGUAAAUUUCACAAAUUAUAGUUUUUAAAUUUUUUUUUUUUAAAUUUUAAAUCUUGAUAUUUGAAACAUGAGUAUCAUAUUAGAUUAAAUUGUAAAGACAGUUAUAUUAUCAUUGAUUAUUGGAAUAGGUAAACAGUAUCCUAUAAACGUUUUUUUUUUUACUUUUCUAAAUAGCUAAUCUAAGUUAAUUUUUUUAAAAUGUUUCUUUCAAUUUUUUAAGCCUAAAAGGCUGGCUAUAUUAAGAAAUGUUUUAAAAAUUAAAACAAAAACAUUCACAUUAUCUGUUGAAGCUUGUGGAUCAAUAAUUAGUCCCACAAUUGGUCUAAAUGGUUACCUUUCAAGUCCAGGCUACCCCAAUGGUUAUUCUAAAAAUAUAAACUGCAGUUGGCGGAUUGUUGGAAAUGUUGGUCAAAUAAUUGCAUUCAGGUAUGUAUGUAAACUGCAUUUAAAAUUAUAUUAAAAAUUAUAUUUUCAAAUAUAACCUGAACAUUUAUUUUUGUAGAUAAAAAACGAGACGUUGGCUGACUGGUAGUUAUUUUUGCUUAUUAUAAUAUAGGUUGCAUGAUUUUCAUAAAAUGAAUUUGCCGUGUUCUGAAUGUCAACUACUUCAUGAAAAAAGAUGCUUUUGGAUUUUAAAAAAACUAAAAAUUUUAUUGUCUGAUGCUGUUAUGGUUUUAGCAUUAAAAAAAAUCGGGCGGAUAACCAUUUAAAUGCUUUUUAACACAAACCAUGAUGAGCAUGGACUUCUUAGUAGACAUUUAAGUAUUUUCAUCACCGCAAGGGAGGUGAAAAGAUAUACAGAUACACCACUUUUAUUUUACUUAAUUUUAAUUGCUCUGUUCUUAAAUUUAAUCAAUUGAUUGUUGCAAUCCUGUAAAAAGUGUGAAGCUGCUAUAUUUUUUAGGUUCACAGAUUUCCAGUUACAAAAUAGCUACAACUGUGCUAGUGACUAUGUUGAAGUUUUUGAUGAGCUGAGCGCUGGUACCGCAGGAUUGUCACUUGGUCGAUUUUGUGGAGGAACGACGCCACGGUCAUUACAAACAACCUCAAACUCUUUACGUGUUCUCUUCAAAUCAAGCAGCUUUGGUGAAGGAAUAGGAUUCAAUGCAACAUUUAAUACCCAGGGUUGGAGAAAAAUAUACUCUUUAAUUAAUAGUAUUAAAGUUAAAGAAGCACACAAUAAUUAUAUAAUUAGCUUUUAAAUUGAUAUACAUUUCAGGGAAACGUCUUUUUGAAUUAAAAGGACUAAAUUUUAAUGGUCCAUAUUUAUGUCGUCACAACAUAGUCCUAGCAACCAUUUUUUUGGAUAAGUUUCAACUUUUUAUAAAAGUAUGGUUAUUUUAUAAUUAAUUUAUUUAUUUAAUGGUUACAAUACGAUUUUACUUAAAAAUUACACCUAUAAAUUAAUAUAAUAAUUAAAUGACCCAUCAAAUUUUUAAUCACUGAAAAUUUUCAGAGAAUCAAUUUAAAGCAAUAGAUUUGCCUAAAACCUUUACACCAAACACAGUAAAACCUCUGUUUUACAACCUUUAAAUUGCCAUUAAAAUGAGGUCUUAAAUUGGAGGGGGGGUCUUAAAAAAUGUAGGAAUUUUCAGAAAAGGACAUUUAGAAAAUUAAGUAAACAAGUAAAAUAAUUACAAAAACGUACACCUACCAUUAUGUAUAGGCAAUAUCUACCAUCUUUCUUUCAGAACUAUAGAUUAAACUCUGUCUCACAACCAAUACAGUCAUUAUCUUUCUGUAUCGGAUUAAUUUCAAAAUAAAAAAAUCAAUGUUGGUAUGGUAAAUGUUUAAAAGCAUGUGUAAGUGCUGAGUGCAUGCUUAGAGUUAUCACUAUUUAUUUAUAAGAUAAGCGCAUUAAUAUUGCUGUAAUUAUUUUUAUUCAGUCAUUGAAAAGUUGUUUAAAAAAAAGAAAGUUGUUAUUUCUGUUUGUUUGCAUGAUCCCCCCUCCACCGUGCAUGUUCUUUUAGUAUGUCACUUUGAACACAAGACAUGGUGUCGGCAACGACUGAAAGGCCCCUGCUCAGGGAAAAUCUGGUCAACUCCUUGGAGUAUAUCAAGGCAGUGGAGAAGUUGAUAGGUGGUACUAUCUCAUUACAAUUUAUUGUGCAAGAGUUAUUUCCCCUUCAUUACCUCCUAUCUGCUUUAGUGCAUCGUCUGUUGUUAAAGAUGUAAACAAAACUGUUUUCUUCAAGAGCACAAAUGCAGCAUUGCUUUGGAAUCUGACUAUUUCAGGUACUAGAUUGUAAAAUUGAAUCAUUUGAAGUUCGCAAGUCAAGUUUUAGAGGAAGUCGAUUUAAAGAGUCGUUUAUAUAGUACAAAGUAUUUGUGAUUUUUUGUGUGUUGGAGAAACUUGUUUAAGAGAGGGUCCCAAAACAGAGGUUUUACUGUAAUAAAAAAUAAAUUUAACUAAAACCAAUGUAAUAAAGUAAUUUAAAGGUAAAAUUGAAGUAAAAUAGGAGUUCCCCAAUAUUUCAUUUCUGUAAAUCCCAUUGCUGGUAGGCCAAGGCCUAGGUUGAUUCUAGUAAAUUCUAGACGACAAGUGAUAACUAUGAAAAUUAGCAAAAACACCCUCAGAUUUUCUUGGUUUGUUACCUUAGAGCAAAUAGAGCAAAUGUUGUGAGAAUAUUAAAGCAUAAAUUAUUCUGAAUUUCAACACACAAAAAUAUAGUAGACUAAAUUGCAUAAUAAUAUUUAUAUAAAUCAAAUAAUGACUCAGAUUUUUGGGGGAAUGUGGUCAAUAAUUUGUGAUGAUGUAUUAUGAAGUUGCCUAAAUUUUGUGACACAUUUUUUAUGAUUUGGGGGUGGAGGGUUUUGAUAAAAAAGUGAUCAAACAUAUUGUGGCAUCAUUUUUAGUUGGCUUGCUAACAUGGUACUGUAAUCAACAAUAUCUAAAACAAUUUUUGCUAGGAACAAUAUUUAAAUAUGUAAAAGUUGUUACCAUAACCCACUCUACUUUUUUUAUAGCCAAAGCUUGCACGACAUUGACUCUAGCCUCGGGAAUAUUAACAAGUCCCUCUUUUCCAAAUGUCUAUCAAGACAACACAUUUCUGUGUUGGUUGAUAGUUGGUACUGGCAUUACAAUGAGGUAAUUUUAGUUAAAAUAAAAAUAUAAACAAUAAAAAGUCAAUCAAAUUAACUGAAAAAAAUGAUAUAAUAUUUUUAUUUAAAAUUUUUAUCAAGAGAAAAGAUAAAAGCUUUUAAUGGCAAUUUUGCAUUGAGUUUGAUAGUAAUAAUUUAAACAAUGAUAUAGACAAAAUGUAAGCUUUUAAAAUGUUUAAUAGCAAAACUUACCAUUAUUUAACUACAUUAACUAUGUUUUUUAUUUUAUUUUACAAUAAUCCUUAAGUUAUUUAUAAUUAGUCACUUGUCAGUGUUGGAUCAUGGAGCUGAUAAAUUAUUUAAAAUAUUAACUUCACCCAUUCAUUCAAUUUAAAUAUAAAAGUGUUAAAAUAUUUACAGUUUUCAAAAUUUUGACCUUGAAAGUCAAGCAACAUGUAACUAUGAUGCUUUGGAAGUGUACAAUGGGAAUAACAACGCUUCUCCUUUGCUUGGAAAAUAUUGUGGUAACACACUACCUCCAACCUUAAGGACAUCAGGAAACAUGUAUAUUGCUUUUAAAACUGAUUCUUCAGUUGUAAGGCCUGGUUUCAAAGCAAGCUACACCUCAACAAGUAAAUAUAUAAAUAUAUAUAUAUAAAUGGAUAAAUAUCUUUUUAACAUAAUAUUAAUGUGUGAUUACUACAUAAACAUAGAAAGCUCUGACCUUUUCAGUAUAUUGUUUUUAUAAUUUUUUUUUUUCAAGGGAAAAUAGCAUUUUUCAGAAUUUAUUAUUAUGUGUUUUUUAUAUUGGGGAGUGUUUGUAAGCCUCCUUUAUUUUUUUACCUUUUUAUAUUUCUUGAUUUUAAAAAAGUAGCAGUAAUCAAAUUCAGCUCUGAACAAAAAUAAUUUAAAAAUCUAUAUAUAUAUUAUACUUUUUCAGUUAUUAUAUUACUUUCUAAUGCACCCAGCAUCAUAAAAAAAAAAUACAAAAAUACAAUCUAAAUAAAACAGUCAGUGUUAAAAACAUUUGUGAAACUAAGGAAAUUAGUACACGAGUGUUGUGUCUUUUGAUUCAGUAAUCUAUCAGCCCUACAUGAGCUCAUCUGCCGGAAAUAAAUAAUGCAGAAAACAAUAUAUAUGAAAUGCUAAGGUCACCAUAUUUUAUUUUUUAAUGGGACUGUAACAAAUACAACAUUAUCUUGAGUAGUUCCCUCUUAGACAGAGUUUUCCCCCCAUGUACACUUGCAGACUAAUUCCAUCCAUUGUCAUCCAAAACAUGGUUUUUGAGAAGGUCUUGUACUCACUAUGCCAAUCAAUUAUUUACCGUCAUUUCAUGAAACAUAAAAUUCUCACCAUCAAGACUCCAUGUAAAAACAAUGUCUAGUGAAAUUGUCUUUGAGAAUAAUGGAGCUUGAACAAAGUACAUGAAUUUUAAACACAGCAGCUUUUAAAUUGCUUCCAUCAUGCUUGGAAUGUGUUCAACAAAUCCAAAAAAAGUUGCAACAUCUAUGGCAUGAUUGAACAUUAUGGUGUUUAACUAUUUAUCUUCAAAGAAAAACCAAGACUGCUGAUCUAGCAGGCUGGUGUGCUCAUUAUGGUCAAACCUUGCUAAAAUUGACUGGUGCACCACAGGUGAAAGUGGCUGAACAUCUAACUAAAGUUUGUGUCUUAAAGAUGUACAUGGUUGAAAUUUAUACAGCAACAUUCAAUGGUUGUAAAGUUGUGCAUCUAAAAAUUUUAUAUUCUCUAUCAUAUGGCCAAAUAAGAUUUUUUUUUAAAAAGGCAUUUUCUAUUUUCAUUGUAAGUUAUAGUUAUUUUAAAUUGAUGUAAUUUUGUGGACUACUGCUAAAUACUUUUUAAAAUAAUAAUUUAAGGCAAUGUCCUAUAUUUAAAACUAAAUUUGUUAACAAUAAGGACACUAUUUGAUAACUAUUAACAUUUAUCUUCCCUUUUUGUUUAUUAUUAAUUAAUGGUAUUUUUGAUAAUUGUUACAUUAAACAUGUUCCACUUAUCAAUCACUGUUUAAGAAUCUCAGAUAAAACAGAUUUUCAAAAAUUACUAUGAUAUUUGAUGUCAUCAUAGAAAUCAUAUGCAACGUAUUUCUUUAAGUGACUUAUUAACAGUAUCCGUUGUAAUAAAUUAAAUAUUAAGGAGGCCUUUUUUUAAAAAAAUGUAUACUUAGGUUGCUGCUUUAUUUUUUGCCUUACAGCUUUAGCAUGUGGGGGAACAUUCUAUUCUACGUCAGGAACUAUAACAAGCCCAGGAUACCCACGAAAUUAUCUAGACAAUACAUUGUGCUACUGGACAAUUAUUGGGAGUGCAAACCAAAUUGUCUCAUUCAGGUAUAACAUCAUCAAAUUUAUUGGGAUUAGUCAACAUUCCAAUUAUGAAAUAUUACAUUUAGCUAGCAAUUUUAAUGUUUUUAAAUAUAUAUAAGCUCUGUAAUAGAAGCAGUCAGAGACAUAAUUUAACUAAUAUUAAAUUAAAAAAAAAAAAAAUCCUUGUCAUUAGGAUAUCAGACUUGAGUUUGGAGACUAAUCCAAGCUGCAUUUAUGAUUAUGUUGAUGUGUAUGAUGGAGCAAACACCAACUCACCCAGGAUAGGACAUUACUGUCAAGGGAUCAUGCCAAUCACAGUGAGAUCAACUGGAAAUGUCAUGUACAUUGUUUUCAGAACAGAUUUCUCUGUUACAAGUAGAGGCUUCACUGCUGAUUACAUUUCUACUCGUAAGACAAAUAAAAGUUAACUCGACUAUAUUAUAAGCAGCUAAUAUGACUGUAUAGUCAUUCAAAAUGCAUUUAUAAUUUUAUCUUUUUGUAAUGGAAUUAACUAAAAUCAUUGACAGUGAAAAACUUUCCUUUACAUUUUCUUUUUAGUAAAUAUUAUUAUUUAGUUAAAAAAUUAUAAUUAAUUUUUUUUUUAAAUAUUACUUCCUACAAUUUGAAAUCCCUUUUUCAUUUUUUUGUGUGUUUGUUUUCACUCAAGAUAACCUGGAAAUUUAUUAUAAAGAAAAAAUGUGAAUGGUUAAUCAUUUGCAACUAUUUUUUUUCUUUUCGUUGCAAUGUUAUAUCUAAAACAAAAUUUUAUAAAAUUUAAGAUGCUUUAUCAAUUUGUUAUAUUAAUAAAUAUACUGCUACAUUUAAAACUAAAUUUCAAAAUUUUGCUUUAAUUAUACUAGAGCAGCUAGUUUAUCAACAAAUUAAAUUUUUUCAUACAUAAUUUAAAUUAACAGUGCAAAAAAAAAUUAUAAUAAUGAAAUAAAAAUUAUUUUUAAUUAAAGCAGAUAAAAAAAACAAAAAACAUACAUUUAGCCUUUUUUUUUUUAUCUCUCAAUUAGUUUACAUUUUGUAAACUAAACUAAUAAAUUAAAGGAAGGAAAUCUUUUUACAAAAAAUUUUAAAAAUUUUCUCUUUGAUUUGACUUUUAACGUCUAUUCUUUUUGCUAUGGUUUUAUGUCUGUAUUUCUGUAUUUAAUUUAAAACAUGUCAUCCAAACAGAAUGUUUUCCCUGGUUUUUUGGCCAUGGAUGCCAAUCUGCUUGUACAUGUAUUAGAAGCAAUACAAAUUACUGCAACAGUUUGACAGGACAGUGUGUUUGUAAUAAUGGUUGGACAGGAACUGACUGCUCUCAGAGAUAUGAUCCGUGUAUGUCAAAUCCAUGUUCAAGCAAUGCUGUUUGCCAUAGUCAAAACUUAAGCUUCAGUUGCCUGAGCCCUGUUUCGUGUAAGUGUAAUUAUUAACUUUCAUGAAUGAUUUGGUAAUUAUAUUUUAUUUCUUAAGUUUUGACUUUUGAAAUGUUCAAUAAUCAAUUUUGAUAAAAUUGCUAAAAUUGAUACAAUUGCAUUAAUACAGAAUAAAUAAAGCAUAAAAUCAUAAUUUCAAAAAUUAUUGCAUUUUUUAAUAUUUCAGUUAAAAAUGCUUGUUUUUCUCUUUUUUUACAAACUUUUACUUAGAUUGUUGUUUUUUCUUGGUCAAAUCUCAUAAUUCAAUGUUAACUCACUAAAUGAUGUCCAAAUGAGCUGAAACUUUUAACUCUUACCCACCCCCAAUGACACUACAACUUUUUAUGAUCAGUAGGUCACCAGUGAAUGGUUGCCUUCUGUUAUCUUUUGUGUCACCUCUGAAAUUAUUUCUUUGUACUCAUUUAUAGUAGCACCUAGAUAUUAGAAAAAAGCCGUUCUCUCAAAGGUGUGGUUGCUUAUUUUAAUGUUGCAAUCAGUAUGUGUGAUAUGUGACAUUACCAUAUAUUUUUUCUUUGGUUCAUUUGCAUCAAGAACAGCUCAAACUGGGGCAUCUUCAAUUCUCCAAAAUAAAAGAAGAAACAAAAAUAAUUUUUAAAAAAGUGUUUCCAAAAAUGUAAAAAAAAAAAAUUAAUUACAUGUCCCCCAAAACCUCAAUUGUGUUACAUAACACUUACUUGCCACAAUGCAAACAUACAAUUAAUGUGUCACAAAUUGUAAGCAUCAAGCCAUGCGACAUCAUUGUAUUUUAUGGGCAACCCACACUUUUUUAGUCAUUUGAUUUUAACAACACUCACGUUUUGAGGACAUUUAUUUUUUAAUCCUUAUUACAUUUUUGAAAAGUGUUGUGUUUGUUUUUAAAGUAUUGUUUCAUAUUCUUGUAUGUGUUUACUUUUGUUACAUUUCAAUGCAUGAAGUAUCAUUAUAGCAAAGACUAAAAAAUAUAAAACACAAAAAUUGUUUUCAAUUUAGCCUGCACUGCUAAUUUAAAUGCUCAAUCUGGAUACAUCACAAGUCCACAGUAUCCACGUAAUUAUUUGGAUUACGGAUCAUGUACCUGGACUAUCACAGGACCUGAUAAUACUGUAGUUUCUUUGAGGCAAGUACUUUGUGAGCAAUAAAUUGAUAUGUUUCAAGAGCAUCAGAUUAUCUUCUCUGGCAUAUGAAAACCAUCAAAAGAUGAAUUGACUAUAGACAUACGGAGUGUCCAUGAUCUUGGUAUAAAAAAAUGAGAACUCUGUUAAAUAAAGAGCAAAUACUCUUUUUCAAAACUACUACUGAAACUCAGGAACUCAGCAGUUAUUCAUAAACACUAUUAUUUAAUGAAAGCCAUGCUUCAGAUUAAUGUUAAGAAACAAUAAAAACUCAAGCAAGGAUUUUCAAGAAUGGAAGAAAAAAAAUUUACAAUGAAUGAAAAAAAAUAUUCCAUUAAUUUGUAUCAAUAAAAAUAUUGUAUCUUAUUGUAACUUAAAUUUAGCUGUAACAGUGUUAUAAUUAUUCUUAAGAGUGUAAUAAUCAUAUUUUUUUUAAAACUGUCCUAACUAUAUACAAUAUUCACAUAGUUUUCUAUGUUCAUGUUAGUUGUGUAUGAUGGUUUGUUAGCUUUGGCUUUGUUGAUGAAAAGUAUUCCAAAUGAGGGGAGUUAGCUUAUGUUUUGACUCACUUUGUAAAGGAUAUAUUAGUUCUAAGCAGUGCCAUAUUUACUUAUAAGAUUUAUUAAAAGCUAUAACAUUGAUAGACCCUCUAUUAACCAUUACUUUUGACAAGUCAGAGAAAAUCUUUUGAGUAUCAGUUAUGAACUGCACGAAAGCUCAGUCUCUUGGCCCCACUUUUCUUUAUUUUUUAGCAUUAGCUAAAAUAUCAUAUGGAAAUUACAUUAUUAUAUAUCAUUGCUGUUAUAAUCUUAGCUAAUAAGCAAGUUAUUAUAGUAUGUAAAUGUGUUUUAAAAUAAUGAUGUUAGAAUUAAAAAGAUGUUAUCUUUCCAAAAAAUUUAAUAUGUAGCAUAUUCUAUCCCUAACACCUCCCCUCUCUCUCUCUCUUAGCUUCCUAACUUUUGAUUUAGAGACAACCUCAACUUGUGCUUAUGAUGAUGUGACAGUUUAUGAUGGGUUGUCUUCUACAAGUCGUGUUAUUGGAAAAUACUGUGGCUCUAGAGUUUCUGGUCUUCUGAGAUCAACUAGCAAUACAAUGAGAGUUACUUUUAAAAGUGACCUCUCAGUGACUAAGAAAGGUUUUCUUGCAUCCUAUACAACACACAGUGAGUUUUUAAUAUAUAUAUUUAAAUUUUUUAUACAUUUUAUUAAGCUACUUUUUAAAACUUUUAUGAAUGUUUUUCAGUAAUUUUUAUAUGCCUUUACAGUAGUUUAAAUUUAUCCAAGUAAUUUAAAUUCCAUCUGCUUUUAACUUAUUUACCAAAUGAUAUCAUUUAAUUACACCAAUGUUAAUAUUUUUUUUCUCUGCAGGUUGUCCAUCUUUCAAAUUUGGAUUGACUUGUUCAGCUGCCUGCACUUGUGUACAGACUAAUACAAUUUUCUGUGAUAAUACUAAUGGCCUGUGUGUAUGCAAGCCUGGCUGGACAGGAGCUAAUUGUUCUGAAGAUGUUAAUGAAUGCUUAUCUCCAGGUGUUUCAUCAAAAUGUCCCUUAAAUUCAAUUUGUCAAAAUACACCGGGAAACUACACAUGUAUUUGUCGGCCAGGCUUUAUUUUUAAUUGGCUUGGAAAAUGUGAAGGUUAGUCACAGGUAGUGAUUGAAUUUGAGAAAUCAAGGCGUUUGCUAAUAUUAUUUCUUAUAAAUGCAAUUUUAAAAUGGAGAAUCAAUAUUUUACAUAUUCUAUUUUUAAUCAGCAGUGUUUAUAUCUUAGGAAAGUAUAGUAUAAGCUAAAUGAUUAAAUUUAGCCAUAAGGAAGCAUUAAAAUAUUUGAUUUUAAAGUGAAUAAUUAAAUAGGUAUUCAUCUGAAUUGUAAUUAUUUGGUGAUAUUCUUAAAAAUAAAUUGUCGCUAAAAUAAUUAAAUAUUAAUUUAGAUAGAAAAUACUUAAAUUGGUGAAAGACUAUGUUGAAACACAAUAACACUUAUGUGGUUAGGGACUAAAGGACACAAGAGUCAGAUUAAGUCUCUUACUUAGGGUGAAAAAAAAUCGCCUCAAUAAUAUCAGUUAUGAUGGUUGUAAUUUGAGUUAAUUAGUGCUGGGAAUUUUGUCAGUGAAAGGAAUUUUAAAAAAUAAUAAAUGUAAUAUAAUUAUCUGAACUAGUUAUGUUCUAAAUUACUUUUAAAUGGAAAAUACUGCAUUAAAGCUUAGUAUUUUGUUCUUUUUACACUUAUUAUUUUAGCCAGCUCUAACUGUGCCGGUUUCGGACUUUGCUCCCACUCUUGUUUCAUCAAUACAGCAGGAAAGAAAGAAUGCACAUGUCCAGAUAAUAUGAUUCUUAGUGGAGAUAGAUUCACCUGUAUUGGUGAGAUGUAUUAGUUUUUAUUAGCUAUUUUAAAUUUGAACACUAACAAGUAAAAUAAUUUUUUGAAAGUCUCUUGUUUUUACUUUCUAAUUCUGCUAUUUAACGACAUUAUUAAAUAAAAUUUGGAAAUUUGUAUAAUGUCGAAACAAUUAAUACAAUCCUUUGCACAAAUUGAGCAGUUUUAAAUUUUGAAUAUUUAAAAAAAUAUAUAAAUGUAAAACAUAAAUGGACAACAUUUUAUUUUUAGUGCCCUUUUACCCCAAUGGGCCCAAUGCAAGAGAUUCUAUUCAGACAAGAGAGGACAAAGUUUUAUCAAAUGGAGCUUAUUAUAGCAAAGUUUUUUUAGGUGUAGCUGGUGUCCCAUUUGGGAAUAGACUGCAAAAAGAAGCUUAUGUAAGUAAAUGAUACCCUUCUAUGUCAAAAAUAAUGACACCUAAAUGAUUUGAAAAUUGAAUGAAUAAAGCUUACUUUUACAUAUAUGAUACGAUUAAUUUUCAAGUUCCUAACUUUAAAAAAUAUUGAUGUAUUUAGAAUUAUACAUGAUAUAUGCUUGUUUGAGAGGAAAGGGGGUGACAAAUAAAAAAUACUAUGAUUCUGUUUAAAAUAAUUAACACCAUUUUAACAAAUAAAGCAAAAUAUAUAUAAAAUAAGAUCAGAUUAGUUUCAUUAAUGGAUAUUUUUUUUAAAUUAGGGCCAACACUUUACUAUUACAACAUUUAAUAAAAAAAUUGAUAAAUAUUUAAGCAAAAGCAAUAUUAAUUUUAAAAUAUUAAAUUUAAUUUUUAAACAUGCCAUCUAGCGUUUAAAACAAGUCUACAAAUUUAUACCAUUGUAAAUAUAUCUUUCCAUUUUUAAAUAAGGAUGUUAAAACAUAUUAAGAGAAAGGGUCAAUUGAAAGAAAGGCUAAUUUUCUCUCAAAAGGAAUAAAGAACAAGAUACACGCUUGUUAUAAAAUAUUUAACCUGAUAUAAUAUGUAAAUAAACAGCUAUCUUGAAAAUAUUGUAAUGUCUUAAGGACCUUAUCAUGACAAAUAUCGCUAUAUAGAAGCAUGCGCAUAAAGAGAUGAUGUGUCAGCUUAUCAUUCCUCCAAUUUGAAAUGUUUCUACAACAGCAAGGUUGAAAAAUUUGAUUGCACAACUGAUAGUUUAAAAAGACCUGUACAUUGUUAAUUAUAUUAUUCUGGUAUUUAUCGCUGUUUAUUGUAGCUCCAAAUAAUAAUGCAGUUAUCAGUAACAAUAACUGAAAUAAAAAUGAUCCAUAUUUCAAAUUUAGUUUUUUUACCGUUUGAAAAUUGCUCUGUCAGCAAGUAUAUUAUAUUUAACCACAUUUUAAGGAUUCCUAUCCAAGUCCAUGAUGUAAUACAAUCAUUUUGCACAUACAACAUUAAAAUAUCUGUGAAAACUUUUUGAACAUUAAAAAAAAAUAAGAUUUCUGAUCCAUUGUGCCCCGACUCCCCCUAUAUUUUUAAAAUACAGAUUAUAUAUGUUUUUAUGCUUUGAUUUUGGUGCCACCUGAUUUCAGAUACUAAGCAAUGGCAUCAUCAGCUUUGAGAGCCCCGCUGUUUCACAGGAACCAAACCUAAUUUCUGCAUCUGCCAGUAACAAAAACAUGAUAGCUCCAUUCUGGGCAAAAAUAAAUACGAAUAAAGGUACUUUGUAUUAUCAUUGGUAUGAAAAAUGUGACACUAAUGAUAACUCACCAAUGAAAAGUCAAGUAUUCGAGAGAGCUGCUAAAGAUGUAAAAGAAUAUUUCCAGCUGUUGGACUUUAAUGUAAACACAGCUUUGGUAGCAACAUGGAUUGAUGUCCACCCAGCCAGUGAGCAGGUUUGUAAAGGAUAUGAAAUAAUUUAUACAAUUUUAUUUUAAAUGCUACCAAAAAAACUAAAAUUAUGCAAUAUAUACAAGGCAGACAAAAGAAGGAGUGUUCACUUUACAAAAGCUGGACACUUUGAAUAAAAUAAGAUUCUCUUGCUUUCUCAGUGACUUUUAUCCCUAGUUCUAAAACAUGCUUAUAACUAACUAUAUGUAGCCAUGUGGUGGUGAUAGGACAGCAAACAGUUUUAAAGUACACACUCAACAAAAUCAAGUUUUGAGAACUAUAUCUUUAUUUGGUUCUAUAAACAAUGAAAAAGAGAAAUCUAAAAGAAAUGUCCAAAAAAAAAAAAAAAAAGGAAAAUACUAAACGGCCAAAAUAGUGCUGGUGAACAAUGCCUCUCUUUAAGGAUGCGAUUAAAACUUUGAAUGCCAAUAACUCAUUAACACAGCAAUUAUAAAUUGGGCUGCUCUGACAAAUGAGGGAUCAUCUACAUCACAUAUCGGACAGAGUGGGCCAUACUUCACUUCUGGUAGAUUUCCUGUGGGAAUUUAUCAAUUACUGGUGACUCGAACUUGAAUAAAAGUUAAAAUCUCCAACCAAGACCCUAAAGACCUAUAUGCAUCUGUACGCGCCAUAUCUCGGCUAUCGAAGAUACACUUUUAAAUUUGUACAAGUUAAAUAGUUAAAUAGAUAUUUUAAAAAGAUGAAUGCAAAAACUCGUUUAUUACUAGCUAUUUUAAUGCCCUCAAACAUGUGGACUUCCAAAUAUAAUAUUGUAAACAUAAUAAAAUCCCCUUUCCAAAAAGAUAUAAUUUAUAAAAUAAUACCCAAGGGUUGCCAAGAAAUAAAUUAUUAAACUUAUCCCAAAAGCACACAUAGCAAUUUCCCAAAUUUAAACAUUAUAUGCAAUGGAGUUGAGAACUUUUUGAUGCCAUGUAGUACAUAACCCAGAGGUCCAAGUCCAUGACAGUUUCAUAAAGGUACAUCCUGCCCUGCCAUAUGAAUAUUAGCUUUUCAAAAUUGUCUUAGCCAAUCAUAAUGUCAGAAUGGGAUCAGCUAAAUCAACCAGAGGGCACUAAUUUGUUAACCUUGGUUUGAAAAUGAUUAGAACUGAUAACUUUAAGUAGUCACACAUUAUUAUCUUACAUAUAAUGUAGGACUAAGGGGAGUUUAGUCAUACAAAAUCUAGCUAUUCUUGUGUACACAUCAUAUUUACAUCAACCCCGUGAACUAAAAUUACACUUUAAAAGUAAGUAUCAAGUCACAUUUCUAUAAUCAAGUUAUUAUUUUUUAAAACAAGUAAAAAAUUAUAUUUUUUUUAAAGCAAAUCUCACCCCGCUAAACCAACCUGAAUGAGAAACUGUGUUUUAAAGUAUUAUGACCAAGUAGAUCCUGAAAAACUGCAAUUUACUGCAUAAAUCAGCUAAAAUUUCAUUGCUCUCUAAUAUAUUUAAGAAAAUAAAUUAGACCAUAUAUUUAAAUAUAAUAGAAAUAUUAAAUUCUUACUUUUAUUAGGCUCAUUAUUUAUCUUUUCUAUAUGUCACCUUUACUUUUCAAUUGUUUUACUACCACAAUCUUACAAGUUUUAUAAUAAAAAUAUAAUUUUUAAAUUUCUAGUUUUCUUUUUCAAAUGAUUUGAUUAUAUCCAGCCUUAUGGAUGGACCAGAAACAAAUCUGAAAAUGUCAACAAAGCAUCAACAUCUUUUUUUUUUUUCAUUUAAUACAAUAGCCAAUGGAUUCAUUGGUAUUUUAUUUGAUUUUAUGACAAGAUAGUAAUGCAACUUUGCAAAUCUAUGAGUCAAUAUUUUGUUAUAAUUAUAGUAAUUGCAGAUUUUAAAAAAAAAUUUCUUUAGGAUACCGAGUCUAUUUCUUUCCAAACUGUGUACAUCAGUGGCAACAAAAAACUUGGAAAUGGAAACCAAAUCCAAUUUUCAGGCAUGUAUUUUUGUUAAAUUUUAGUUUGAUUUAAUACUGCAAGGUUGACCUCUCAUCCUAUAUCUGUAUGUAUGUAUGGCAUCUUUCCUUCUGAGAUAGAUUAUCUUUAUUGCUUGCAGCUCUUGGUGUGGCUGAUGAGACCAAUCCUCGAAUGGCAGUCUCUGUUACAUUUCCCACACACGAAUUCGGUGGAGCAGUAUUUACCGGCCUUCCUCCUCGCUCUUUUUGCAGCUGUUUCCGCCCUGUUUUGAUCCUUGGCAUGUAGUGAUCCUGCCUUCACUAUGCCCCGCCAUGAGGAUCGAUCCUCUGCCAGCUCCUCCCAGUUUGAGAUGUCGAUGUUGGCCGACUUCAUGUCUCUUUUGCAUAUGUCUAAGUAUCUCAGAUGAGGCCGUCCAACUGACCGUUUUCCUGUCGCCAGCUAGCUGUAUAGCACGUCCUUUGGUAUGCGACCAGGUUGCAUUCGCUUGAAGUGUCCAAGCCUGCGGAGGUGUCUUUGGAUUAACAUGGCUGGGACGCUACACAUGUUUGUUUGGGACAGAACAUCCGUGUUGGGGCCUUUGGCGUGAGUUUGGCGUUUGACCUUUGGCGUGAGUUUGGCGUUUGUGUGAUAUGCCAAAGCGGCUUAGUCCGCAAACAAGAACUCCCGCAGCAAGACCUUUCUUGUUUUAGUCUUAGCUCUAAGGCGGGCAAUGUUGAUUAAUUUGCCAUCAGCUCUAGUAUGGAUGUAUAUCCCCUCGCUGUUGCUCUGAAAGGCAUACUGGAGUAGGAUGGAGAAAAAGAUUGCAAAUAAAGUAGUAGCCAGCACGCAACCUUGCUUUACUCCUCUACUCACUGGAAUAGCUUCUGAGCGGCACCGUUAUAGCACACUGUGCCCUGCAUGUUUUCGUGGAACUGCUUGAUGAUGUUAAGCAGUGGUGUAGGGCAGCCUAUGUUUUUGAGGAUCUGAAACAGGCCGCUUCUGCUGACAAGAUCAAAAGCCUUAGUGAGGUCGACAAACGCAAUGUAUAAAGGCAUAUGUUGCUCCCUGCACUUCUCCUGCAGCUGGUGCAGAGAGAAGAUCAUGUCUAUGGUUGAUUUACCAGUGCGAAAACCACAUUGCGAUUCUGGGAGUACAUGCGAUGCUCAUCCAACAUCAUGAAUAACAACUCAUAGUCAGGAUUUAAUUACAUAGGAGGACUUUUUGAUUCCAUGUAAACAUAUAGUUAUAUUCUUAGGCCCUUUGAAUUUUAUAGCAUCCAAAUGUAAAUACAUUUGUGUAUAAUAGGGCAUUGAAAAUGUGUUGGCAUUACCAUUUAUAAGAACUCAACAUUAGUACAUCAAUAACAUCAUAUAUUUGUUGGCUCUUGCAGGUUAUAUUAAUAGACACAUUUUAUUUGUUGACAGUCUAAAAAUUAUGCAUUUAGGGUAGUUGAGCAUGCAACAGUUAUGUUUUAAAGUUUGAUAUAAUCAGGAAUUUUUUAUUUUUGUGUUUUUUUUUUAAGAACUAUCAACCACAUCAACUUACUAUGAUAUUGUACUGAUGAUGUCCUUAAAAUAAAAAUGACUUUAUUUUUAAAAUAUCUUUUUCAAUACAUUUUUUACAAUCUGCUAUUUUUUUUUUUCAGAUGAGGAGACAGCAUAUGUAAUAUUCAUUUAUCAGAGUCCAUCAGAUCAGUCCCUCAGAUGGGUUAGUGUACCCGGCAGGCGUGUUCAAGCUGGUUUUGUCAGAGCAGGGAUAAAUAUCAUGGAUAUUGGAUCAAAAGCUGAUGAUUUUGUUUAUCAACUUUCUGAUGAGAUGGGAGAUAAUACUGGUAGUUAUGAAGAAUUCAAAUCACCUUGUUUAUAAUUUACAGUUAUUUUAUAACUCUGGUGAUGAUUGGUAAUCUUAAUAUUGAAACCACAAAAAUAAAUGUAUAUUUAAAAUAUUGAAGCCAAUAAGAAGCACAUUAUAAAGUUUAAUAAAGGUUAACACUUAAAUAAUUAUAUUUUCUAUAAACCAUAAAUAGGCUUAAAAGGUGCUUGGGCAUAUGAAGUAGGAAGACUUACAGCAUCUGCCAAGAAAUGUCAGAGAUAUGUCUGCCAACAGUCUGCCCUUUUGGCUAAUCCUAAAUACAUCUCUGAUAUGGAUGAGCUUUAUAAAUGUCCAUGUACUCUUGAUAGACUUGGACGACAAUGGGAGAUAUUCAGUGUGUCUGGAGAUAUCACUUGCUAUAUUAUCAAAAGUAUAGCAAAGCAGCGACUGUUAAAAAACAAUCUAAGGAACAGGGUAUAAUGAUAGUUUUUUUUGGUCUUUAUUUUAUAGAUUAAACUAAGGGGCUUUACUUGAGACAGCGAUUACAAGAUUUAAUUUUCAAAUUGACAUUCCACUUUUGAGACCACAGAAAAGGGUGAAAGAAGCACUCACUUGGUUGAAAGACCAUGAAUAACAAUUAUCUACACCCACCCCCUCCAAAUAAAAAAAGAAGAGAUUAGUAUUAUUUGGCUUGUGUUAAAAAAAAAAUAAUUAAAGUUAGGUUUAUUUGCUUAAAGUGCUUGUGUUUUGUUUCUUUGAUGAAUUUACACAUUUUUGUGUUUAAUAUAUGGGCUAAAUUAUUCUUUUUAAUUGUCGCACAUACUUGGAAGUUAUUUUUAAGGUAUGCAUAAUGCUAAUUUUUUAAUUAAUUAUUUUAUUACAGAGUAAUACUUACUCAUUUCUUCUAUUCUUUGUAUAGAUUUGCUGCUAUAGAGGUGUUAUCUCCUAUUACGCGUCAUGGGCACAAUAUCUGGAAUCACUGCGUUGGGCAACUUUCAUUCACAAUAGUCCAGAUGCUGGACAUGUUUUGAUCAGUGAUCCAUGGCAGGCUUGGUGGAAUACGGGAUUAUCAACAAACCAGCAGGCAGCUAAUGAGAAUAUUCAGGCACACAACUUGUGCUGUAAACAGUCUACAGAACAGCUUUGUGCCAGCUUCUACAAUGUAUUUCCAGAUACAGCCUGUAGUAAUUUGGUGCCUUUUAUUACAGGUAAUUUUGGUUCACAAUUAUUUAAUAAACACGUUCCCUGAAAAGUUUCAUUAUUUGAAGAGAAACUCAAAAGCUGAUGAGGAUAUUGUCACCCUUAAAAUAUUGUUGAAAUAAACAUUUUUAUUGAUUAAAGCAAUAUUACUGGAAAAGCUCAUUAAAUGAUUGAUAUUCUUUGGUCUUGCUAAUUUGAAGAAAAAAAAAUUCUCAAAAAGAACUAAAUUUUGUGAGAUGUUUAAGAAUUAAUCACAACAAAAAAAUUCUACAAGAGGUGUUUCAACAAUUAAAAUUAAAAGAUUCUCAUAAAUAGCAACAUGCGUCUGUGUUAUUAUCUUAUAUUGCAAAAUAAUAUUUCCUUACAGAAGAACUUUGAAAAAAACUAUUUUGCAUACAUUAUUGAAAUAUGCCAAAAUAUUUGGGAUAAAAAGACAUUCAUACCCAAUGUUGUGCAAUAAAAUACACACAUUUGUUUUACAAAUCUUACUUUCAAUCAAAACAUUAUAUGUGCUUAAACAUUUAAUGUAAGAUUAUAUUUUAUACAACAGGUGCUGCCUUAGGAGAUCCCCACUUCACCACUCUUGAUAAUUGCUCAUUUUCAAUGAAUGGUUGGGGCGAGUACAUUCUUAUGGAUGUUCCCUCCAUUAAUUUUACACUACAGGUAUGUUUGCUCUUUUUCACUUUAUAAUGGCUUAUUGUAGGUUUUUACUUUUCACAUAGUAAAUCAUAGAUGCAUGGUAAAAUUUAAACUGAAACAAAGAGAAGGAUGCUCACUCUUCAGCACUGCAUUGGCUUUUGGCUAUUCAAAUAAAAAUAAAACAAAGUUCCAACUGUAAAGGAAAAAAAAAAAUGUUAGCCAGUAACGUGUUCUCAAUGUAUUGCCCAGAAAGAAAGUUUUGCUCUCUAUGUUUUCAAGCUCAGUAUUAAAUAAAGAAAUACAUUAUGACUAAAAGUUGACACAAAAAGAUUUUAUUUUAAAUUAUGAAAAUCACCCUGAAUGUUAAAUGCCAUGUAACAAAUAUUACACAUGGAUUUUACAUACAAAAUUGUCAUGUAGUUAUAAUCCAGUUUUGAUUUAAUUAAAUACAUUUUUUAAUUGUACAUAGUAUAAUUUUAGAGAUCAUCUUUGUUAUCUAUACCAAAUGGGGCCUUUAUAAAUGAUGAUUUGCAUCUAUUAGUAAAAUAUACAACAGCAAUAUAUAAUUGUUAACUUUUAAUGUCCAUAGGUGAAAUCCACAUUUUUGACAGUCAUUUUGAAGUGAUAAAAUUUUAUUCUAGGUGACCACAGACAACAUUCCAAAACUUUAAUAGUUGUUAUGCUAUUAUAAUGGGUUGCAUAUCAAAAUUCGAGGAUGGAAUGGGCUAUGGCAAAAUUGCAUUAGCUGUACAGGAAUAACAAAUAUUAAAGCAUGACAGAGCAAUAAUUCAUAAUUGAUAAAAAAACAACAAAUUAUUAACCAGUUUGAAAAAAAAACAUUUGCAUCAAAAGCAUAAAAACAAAUAAACAUAUGCAAGUUACAAUUACCUAAUUUUACCUUACAAUAAAUGGAAUUUUGAAUAAUUCAAAUACAUUUUAUCAAUAUUGGAAAAAAAAAUAAUUAUUUUUUGGCAAUUUGAAAUUCCUACAGGUCAUGUACAGAAAAAUAAAAAGACUUUUGUUUUUCAUUUCAUAGGCUUCCAUUACAUUUUGAGUCAAAACUUUGUUAUUUGUUAUGCUGUUGCAAAGUUUUUCUUAUCUGAUGUUGUAUAUUUGCAUAGGCUAUUUCAGAAAUAUAAUUAUGCCGUGAAAAAUGAAGGUCAUAUUGUGAGAAAAAAUUGUGUUUAAUAUGUUGAUCCUUUUAAAUUUGAAAAUGAAAAUAAAACUGCACAAGUCUUAAAUCUCUAAAUUAAUACAAGUAAGUUUACUUUUAGUAUAGGCCUACUUCUUAUGUAUAAUAUAUGCAUAAAUUCUGAUACAAAAAUAAUGAAAACUCCUCUCUAACAUUUCUAAUUGGGUGGAUAAUAAAAAUAAAAUUAUUGUAUCAACAAUGGCAUGUGAUAAUAAUUUUAGAAACGGAUACAAAAUUAAAAUUUAAAAAAAUAGACUAAUUCACUGAAUUAUACCAAGAAGGUAUUAGGAUGUAUAUGUUGUUUGUUUGGACAGACAUCCCAAUAAAAGAAGGUUCUCACUGCAUGAAGGAUGCUGCAUAUUACUCAUAUGCAGUAGAGUUCUGACUUUUCAAUUAUGUGACGAGUAUUAUCACUAUGACUUUUGGCACACAAAGAAAGAAAUGACUUGAAAAGCUCCUCAAUAAACAAUAUAUUUGGUGUAGAUUAUAAAUGACUAAAGUAAAUAUAUUUUAUGUUUACAUUUUUUUUUUAUCAUGGUCACAAUUUAUUUGUAUUCGCAUAAAGGCCAGAACAGACAGAGCUGAAACAAGUUAUGGUACUUUAAGCAAUGCAACUGUGUUCUCAGCAUUUGCUGCCAAAGAAGGCAGCGACUCAAGUUUCCAAGUGAAAUUGUCAACAAACAAAACUGGUAACAAUUGUUAUAACCAUACCUAACCUGCUGUCAAGUUGUCAUAGUUCUGUAGAAUUUAAAAAACAGCUCUAUUUUGGGAGGGGGGGGGGCUUGGUUUCUAUGGAGUUAUCACAUGUUUUCUCUCAGAACAGACAUUAAGUUUCUGCCACUUCAAUUCCUUUAUUCUAAUAACUUGAAGAUCACUAGCUACUGAUUUUCCCUGCUAAAAUAUCCAAAAUUCUCUCUCAUAAUGUUGAAAGUUAUCUGCCUUGCCUUCUCAGUCCCCUUUUAUACCCCAGCAAAAGUUCACUCAGAUAAAAACCUACUUUCACUGCAUGUUUACAAACUUAUUCUAUCUGUGAUUAAUAAUAUGUUUUUAUUUUAAAUACAACUAUGUUGGUAUUUAAAAAAAUUUAAAGUUACUUUUCCAGCUCUCUAAACAUUUUUAUAUUAAAUUUUAUCAUUUAAUCUUCUUUUAAAUUAACAAUAUUUUUAAAAAAGAUUUUUUGUUUACCAUACAAUUCUGCAGUGGGCAUAGCCCAAAAUAUAUAAACCCUACCAUUCAUACAUACAAAUUUAUUAUAGUCAUCUGUUUGUAAUAUGAAUUAUUAAACUUUUUUUUGUUUAAACAAAAUUUGUUUAAAUUACACAGUAAUGAUUAUCAUGGCCAAUGAUUCUGAUGUCACUAGUAGUUUUUAUAGCUCUACAAACUUCAGUCUUUACACUGACAAUAUUGAAAUCAGAAGGGAAGAUUUGAUGAAUAAGACACAAGUAGUAGCCAUUUUUUCAUGUGGUAAGUAUAUUUUUUUAGUGUUGAUUUAAUUCAAUAUACAUUAUGUUUCUCACAACUAAUUUCUCACUCAAGAAUUUAAUUUUAUAUAGGGAGCGCCAAGAAAAAACAUUUAUAAUAGUAAUAUUUCCACAGGUAUUGUGCUAUUGGUCAAAGUUAGGUAAAUGUAAAAAAAAAUUUGACCUUUUGUAUAUUUUAUUAAUAAAUGCAAAUCAUCAGUUUUAAAGGGCCCCAUUUUGUAUAGAUAAAAAAAUUUGAUCUCUAAAAUUAUAUAUAAUUAAAUAACAUAUUAAUACCAUAUCAAUAAAAUCAUAACUGGAUUUUAACUACAUGAAAAUAUUGUUUGUAAAAUACAUUAAUAAUGUUUUUUUAUAUGGGAUUUAAAUUAUUUGUAAAUUUGAGGCAGUAGAUUUAAAACUUUGUAAAAUGAGACUGACUAUGAUUAUGAUAAGAAUAUUUUAUAUUAUUACAUGAUGCUUUUGAUUGUUUUAUUUUAAGGUAAAUAAAUAAUUAUUUCUAAAAUUUCAAAUAUAUAUUUUGUGCUUUUAAAUUUAUUAAUCUAUUAUGUAUGUUAUUAGGCGUGUCUAUUAUCAUUGGACUGGGUAUAAAGAGUUUAGAAAUUGACCUGGAAGUGGACAAGUCCUUGAAAACAUUAACCAAAGGCUUGUUUGGAAAUUUCAAUGGAAAUCCUGAUGAUGAUUUUCAGCUUCCAAAUGGAACUAUUUUAUCAAGAAACCUUACAGAAAGAGAAAUUUUGGAACAGUUUGCAUCUGCUUGUAACUAUUGUUUUAUUUUAUUUUUUAAAAUAAUAUAAAUGACCACUAAAAAGAAUUUAAUACUAAGUAUGAAUGUAUGAAUGAGUGUAGGCUUUGGGUUUCACCUAUUAAUAUUAUCUUUUGAUAUUUCGGCUAAAUUUUGAAAUUUUCUACCUAUUAUUUUUUUGCCAGAUAAAGUGAAUUCAUUAAACUCAGUUUUUCUCUAUGAACCUGGGAAAAGUACAGCCGACUAUCAGCAUCCAGAAUAUCUUCCAGCAUUCAAAGAAAAUUUUAAUAUAACAAAAUUCACUGAGGCGACAUCUUUUUGUGGCAUAGGAAAGGACGCUUGUAUUUAUGAUUACAUUACAACUGGAGAUCAGAAUAUGGCUCUUAAUACAAAGGUCUCUAAGGAAAUUGUUGAAAUUGUGAGAGCUAAUCUAGGUAAAAUAUAUAUGACGUUGAUAAAUCCUAUAAUUUGUUAUUCUCAAAAUUAAUAAGUACAUAAUUAUUUUUGUAUCAAUGUGUUCUUGGUUUAAACAAUGCCAUAUUAAUUGUGAAAUACUUUAUCAAAUAUUUAAAAAAAGAUGCUUUUGAGAUACUUUAAAUACCUGAUUUUUUAAAAUUAAGAUUAGACAACAAAAGUUUAUUUUAUUUGGAAGUGCUAAUAUAGUUAUUUUUAAAAUGUAUUUUAAGCAAUAGUUUUAAGUUCUGCUCAAUUUCAGUGUGAGAAAGAUGUAUUCAUUUAUAGGCUUAUAUUAUAAUUACAAAUACAUAGAAAAUAGAAAUAAAUUGUUAUACAACCAUAGUGUUUCAUACUGUUAUUUUAAUAUUUUUUUUCCCUCUGCAGCCAAUACACCACCAUCUUUAGAGAUUGUAAACAAAGAAAACAUAACCAACAACAGAUGGUUUGUGCUUGAGAAUCAACCAAACAAGUUACAACUGCUGGCCUCAGAUCUAGAUGGAGACAAUGUAACAUAUGUUGGCUUCAACAAUACAAGAGGAAUAACACUAUAUCCAAAUGGAACCAUUGUUUAUCUUCCAAAUAUCACAUAUCCUGUCAUUAUAAGGUACUGGUAUAAUUAUUUUUUCUUAUUUUCAAACCUAGUUAAAGUAUUCUUACAUAUAUUCAUAAGCAAAUCUUUUUAAACAUUUUAAGAUGCCAUAAUUUUAAUUAUUAUUUUUUUUAUAUUGUGGACAGUAUUCAUUUUUUAAAAAUUUCAAUUAUUUCUCUAAAGAUUUAAGUGCAAUAAAAUUUCCACAAAUAUUAUUUUAAAUUUGACCAAUGUUACACUAAAAGACAAAAGAAAUUUCCAAGCCAAAAAAAGUAGUAUUGUUUAAAAACAACUUGCUGAAUUCUGAAGUCAUAUUUUUUCUCAAAGUUUUAUUUGUGUUCCACAAUAAAAAUAAAUUGUUAAUAUUAUUCCCUUCAUCUAGCAUCCAAGUAAAAGAUACUAAAAAUGCAUUGUCACCUGCACUAAAUAUCCCUAUUACUGUGCGCCCAUUGUGUAGUGGACAUGGUUUGUACAACUCAACAGAAUUUCGACAAAUAGAAUACUUGGAAGGACAGUUUAAGAUAUUGAAAUGUCUUUGCUACCCUGCUUACACAGGUAUAAUUUUUAUUUGUCUUUCAAAGCAAAUUAUAUAGGCUACCAUUAAUAGGGUCUCAAAUGUAAUAUUGUUAAACCAAUAUUUAAGAACUUUAUCUUUAUAUUGUAGUCUCCAAUUGAAUUAGUAGAUUGAGUUAUUCAUUAUACCAUAUUUAAGUAGCUUCUUUGAUAUUUUAAGUCAUGUUGUGAAUAAUUUAUCUCAAUUAUUGUUCUACCAUUUAAAAAAAAGAUGUUUUGUUCUUGUGCAUGUAAUAGGAGACAACUGUGAAUUAGAACUUAAUGCUUGUGAGUCACAACCCUGUUCUAAGGGACAGAACUGCACCGAUUUAACAGCACUGGAACAAGGAAACAAGACAGUAGGCUACACAUGUGGACCCUGUCCCUCUGGUUAUGUUGAGAUAGCCAAAAAGUGUAUUGGUAAGUUAUAUUUAUAAGGAUUUCUUAGUUAGAAUUUUUUUUACGAACAUUAAAUUAUCACUUCAAUCAAUCUUUAGACUUUAAAAAUGUAAAUACUCUAAGAAAAUAGAAUAAAAAUUGUAAAUAGAAAUUUUAAUAUUAUAACUUUGCUAUUGAGUCGGUUUUUUUUCAUUUGUAGAUAUUAAUGAGUGUAAAAACUCAAGUGUAUGUAGCCAAAUAUGUGUCAACACAGAAGGUUCCUAUCAGUGUAAAUGUCAGGAUGGGUUUAUUCUCAGUGCUGUUGACAAAAAAUCAUGCAUUGGUGAGAUUUCUUGUACUCAUUUUGUUUUUAUCUUUUAAAUUAUAUAUAAUCUGAUUUCAAUGCAUCCAACACUUCUUUAAAUAUUUUUCAGUGCUAGUUAGUUUUCAAUUGUCAAAAAAUUUUAUAAAUCAUUAUUAAUUAUUCCUGCUUAACCUAAAAGAAAUAAUUAUUUUAAGAAAGGAGCAAAUGAAGUUCUGAGUUUUUGCAUUCCUCUUUUUCCAUUGUUCCUUUUAAGGUAUGGCGUGCUCAAACUGUUCACGCUGCAAUUGUGUUUCAAAUAACACUGAGUCUUGUAAUGAGAUAACUGGUCAGUGCAUUUGUAAAACUGGCUGGACAUCAAACAAUUGUUCUGUGAACAUCAAUGAUUGUGUCAACAACACCUGCCCCGCUCACCUGCAAUGUAAGGAUAAAGUGGCUGGUUAUGAUUGUGUUUGCGAGAAUGGCCAAUUGCCUGGUGUAAAUGGAAUGUGUAAAGGUAAGGUGAGAUUUUUUCUUUUUAAUUUAUGAAUCAACUUAUAAUUUAAGUUUUUGUUCAAAAUUUGAAAAUGAUCUUGUUUAAGAAAAUUUUUCCCAUUGUUAAAUUUAUUCAAAUUUUAUUAAUUAUUUUCAGACUGCAACAGAACUUUGACAACAACUAGGGGAAAUUUCAUAUCCUCAAACUAUCCCCAGAAUUAUGACAGUAAUACUUACUGUACUUGGACUAUUGUUAGCCAUGAACCCAAUGCUAUUAUUGUUCUUAAGUAAGCAGUAUCAGUAUGUGGUUCUAAAAAGUAUUUAGAAAAUGUUGGCAUAAAAUUACCGUAUUUAUUGGCGUAUAACACGCACUUUUUCUCCCCGAAAAUAGGGGCAAAUCAUGUGUGCGUGUUUUACGCCGAUAUAAUGUUUAGUUUUUUUCCCUGAAAUUUUCUUCUUAAAUUGAGGUGCGUGUUAUACGCGGGGGCAUGUUAUACGCAAAUAAAUACGGUACAUUAGUAAAUAUAUUUCAUUAAGGUAUUUUGAUGUGUUUACUAAGUUGUUUAGGUAAAUACAGUAUGUGCCAAAAUUAACAGUACUGAAACUGUUGCAUCUUAAAGAUGUAAGUUCAUUAGUUAAUGGUGCAUAGCUCAAUCUCUAAGGUUGUACAUUACUUUACAGUACCAUAUAUGUAAGCCAGAAUGUUGUACUAUGGAGUAUUUUUGGCCAUGUGUAAAUGGACACAUAUUUUCUUUAGAAAUGCAUGGUUCUUAGGCAAAUGUCUCAUUCAUUCAGAUGGCUACAUCAAUUGCCAGACAGUACAGUAGUUUUAAGCAGCCAGGUAUUAAUGUCAAUAAAACUAGGGACAAGGGACAAUAUGGUGUGCCAUUUCAGCACAUGGUAUUGUAGACCCUUGUUUCAAUGAGGAUAAGGAAGUCAAUACUUUUACCAUCACUCAAAAAAUCUUAUUGGGGCUUUGGGAUUGAACAAUUUCUGAAGGGUUUGUGAAGGUUCUGUCAUGCAAGUAAAUGUCACAUAAAAAAAGACAACUGGUAUCAACAGGUUGUGGUGACCAACCAUAUGGGUAUGCUGCAUAAAAACUUUCCUGGAUGAUACUUUACACAUUGUACCCAUACCCAUCAAAAUCCACUGAUUUUAUGCCAGCUGAUGGCUACUUGGGUGGAAAGUUAAAUUAGAGUAUCUAGAUUAAAUUGGGACGAUUCACAAAGAACUGUGCCUGCAUUGUACCAGAAAAGAAUCUCCUUUCUAAGAGUCUGCAGCAAACAUUGUUUAGUCAUAUGUUUGAAAUUAUACAUGAGUGAUACAAAUACUGUCUACAGCAAGGCAGUGGCCACUAUAGACAUGUACAUUAUACCACCAUUGUAAAUUAAUUUGUCUGUUAGUUUCUUUGGUAAGUAAUACAUUUGCAGAUGAUAAAAGGCAAUAGUGUGUGUAUUUUCUUUUCAGUACUGUUACUGUUGACUUAUGCUGUAUUUCUAAUGUAAAAUCAUCAUGUUUGGUGUGGAAAGUUUUAUUUCUUUUAUUUAAAUACUAUUUCAAAUUUAACAAUACCAAACUAUUAAAUUUGUCAUAAAUAACUAAAGAAAUAAAAGAUAAUAUUUUUAAUAGUUUUAUCAAUCUAAAUUAAAAUCAGCAUCUCAGAAUAUGAGGUGGAAGGCUGUCCAUUAGACUACCUUGAGAUAUACGAUGGUAACAGUACAAGUGCCAGGCGCAUCAGUCGUCUGUGUGACUCCGGUCCUCGGAUGGUGACUUCUACAGGAGGAUCCAUGCAUGUGGUUUUUAUUUCUGAUGAUUCAACGACACGAAUAGGAUUCAACGCAUCAUACUCCAUUGAAAGUAAGUAUUCACAGUGAAAGAGAAAUUUAAUAGACCUUUUUAGUUUAAAUUUCAUUAUUGUUUUGCCAUCAGAUAAGGUUUUGUGCAUGGAGAAAAAAUACAUUCGAUUGGUGUGAGUGAAAGAUUAUGAUGAAGCAAGCUAGACCCAUCUAUGAGCUUAUUUCCAUUGAUGUUGUUUGUGUUAUAAUAUUCUUGUGUUUUUUUUUAUUUUAGGAAUAUUAAUUAAUACUUGAAAGAAAAGAGCAAUACAUAUUAUGGGGAAUUACAAUUUGAAAACAAUGCAUUUCACUUUUAGAAAUUUGAAUGGUUUACAGGUUCUUUUUUUAAAAUUGUUAUUACUAUUUCUUUAUUUACUAAUCUAAAUUAAUCAUCUAGAGCUAAUUUAAAGUUUAAAAAAAAAAGUGUGAACAACCUUAAUAGUUGCAUUUUAAUCUGAUUUAUGCAUUAAAGUUAAAAAAAAUUGAGUAAAUUAUCAAACAAUGAUUUUUCCUUACUCUGUGUCUCAUGUAAUUUUUUUUUUUUUUCUGAAUUUUUUUACUUAACCUUUCAUAAUUAAUGAAUUAUUCAUAAUUCUCUCCAAUAAACUUGAACAUUCUUUAUCUGCAAGAUUUUUGAUAGAUUACAAUUCCUUACUUAUUGGGAGAAUGGCAAACACAAAUAUUGUUUUAUUGGCUAAUUAACAUAUUAUGUUCUCAUAAUUAUUAAGCCUCCUGCUGAAGGAAAAUGCCAACACAUGUUCAAUGAUAAUAGCAAAUAAAUCUUGUAUCAAACAUAAGGUUGAUAACUUGAAAUCUCUUUUAUCUCAAUCAACAAUCAAUUAAAAUAGUAUAUUUGUUGUCUUAUGUUUAGUUAAAAUUUCAAUUCAAUUAAAGAAAAUGAACCAUCAAUUAUAUAUUUUUUUUAGUUAUCUUUUUAUUUCAUUCUAUAAUCACUGAAAAUAAUUUAAUAAAAACAAUACCAUUGAAAGGUUUAGAACACUGUUGGAACAAAAAAAAAAAAUUCUAAAAAAAAAAAAAAAAAAAAAAAACUAUAUACUAAAUAUCAAUAUCUACAAUUAUACAAUGUAAUUUUAUUGUACUGUGAAAGAUCUAAAAUGACUUUAUCCUCUCCAGCACAAUACCAAAUAAAGAAUAUAAAAACAAUACCAUUGAAAGGUUUAGAACACUGUUGGAACAAAAAAAAAAAAUUCUAAAAAAAAAAAGAAAAAAAAGAAACUAUGUACUAAAUAUCAAUAUCUACAAUUAUCCAAUGUAAUUUUAUUGUCCUGUGAAAGAUCUAAAAUGCCUUUAUCCUCUCCAGCACAAUGCCAAAUAAAGAACUGCUCCCAUACAUGUCAAGUAAUGUCUACCAACCCAAGGGUUGAACAGUGUGAAUGUCCAGAAUGGAUGAGGCUUGAUUCAGUAAAUGGAUCCAGAUGUCUUGAAAUUAAUGGUAAUUAUUUGUAUAUGUAACAAUAGCAGGGUUAUUUAUACACUCGUUAUAAAUUAUAUUAAUAAUGACAGCAGUGGGAGACAUAUAAAUAUUUAUUGCAGAUUUUGAGGUUUUCAUUCUCUCUUUCAAAUGUUUCAAUUUGAAAUUGUUUAUUAAAAAAGCAAAAGUAAAUAUAUUGUGAGGGCUUGGACACAAAGCCUUCUCUGUUAUGUUUGUCCAGUCUUAAAACAGUCGAACCUACUUAUCUCGACCAUGGUUAACUCACCAACCCUAUUUGACGUUUUUGAAGCGGAACCUCCAAAUUCUCUCUUUGUCUUAGCAUUUUCUGAUCGUUUUUUUUCGAUGCCUUUAUGUCACCAAACCAGAAUACCUCGAGCACAAAAAGGGGCCAAAUUUGCCACUUAACGUCAGUUGUCUCGAUCCCCAUGACCAAUGGCUGGCUUUUGAAUCCCGCGAGAAGAAAUAGCAAACAAAAAAUAAACAAGUUUAGCAUAAUGAAAAAUAAUUAUUUAUUUCUCAAAAUACAGCAGUGAAAGAGUCCCUGUAUUGGGUGUUAAUUUAUGCUAUAGUAAUGUAUGUGGUCCAGGUUGUAAAGAAACUAUAGUAACUAUGUGUACGAUACUUUUCAGAGCUAUGCCAGAGUGAAAUGACUCACAAAUUUAAUUUUGACUCAGAUUUAAUUCUGACUCUGGUUAGCUUUUUGUAAAAAUGAACUACACCCCACAUGUCUUUUAGUGAUUUUUUUAGCGAUCUUUGUAUUUUGUAUUUGCAAUGUUGGAGAAUAUAAUAAAGGUUUGUAUGAAGACUCGACGGUCAUUUGUAUUCUAUAAUGGUCAAUCUCUGCUGUUCGUUGAUGCACAUAUGGCUUUUGUUGCUAGCAAACAUGUAACACAUUUUUAUAUCAUGCCGAUCACUUCAUCAAACAAAUUGGGGCAACGCUGUUGUGUAAAAAAAAACCUCCAAAAUCCCAUGCUUGUACAUUCUCAUUUAUUAACGCACAUCAUGUACUCAAAGAAAUUUCAAGCACAUGUUAUUAUAUUGCCGCCGUAUUGGUUUUCACUUAUCCAAUCAUCGGCUAUCUUGAUGCUUUUUUGCAAACCCCUAGGCCGUCGACAUAACCGGGUUCUACUGUAUUAUAAAAUGCAGCCCACUUAAUACACUACAUUUGCUAUAACAUAUUGAAAAGAAAAACCAAAGGAUCCAAUCACUCAAAACAUCAAAUGCUUCUAUUUCACAGCUUGUAAUACUACAGUGAAUUCCAAUUCUGGAUACAUUGUCAGCCCUGGAUACCCUAAGAAUUACCCGAUCAAUACAAAAUGCUACUGGAACAUCACAGGAGGAAUCAACAGUUACAUCACCUUCAGGUAUUGCAGUUAAUAAUUCCAUGGCUUUUAGUCGUAGAGUUAUUAGUAUGAAACUAGAUCAUCUUUUUUACAUGCUUGUUAGCAUGAAAUAGAAUGAUCUAUAACCCCAACAAAUUUACUAUGAUUUUGGGGAAUUUGUAUAUUUUUAUUUAUUGUCCUCCAUUCACAUGCAGAUCAGAACAUUACAAGUUAAAUAUUAAAGUAUAUAUUAUUAAAAAAAAAAAUCUUUGAUUAUUAAUAUAUUUUCAUAUACAAAAUUAAAUUGGUAAAUGUUACUUUUAUUCCAUAAAUAUUUGUUGCCAUACUCAAAAUCAAAAUGCAUUGUUUGAGUUGUUUUUCCCACAUAUUAAUUAUUGUUAAUAUCAUACAGCAAAAUUUAAAAUAUUAUUUUCUUAUCUAUUUAGGACAAAAUUAUUUUGGAAUCUAGGCACAAUGUCACAACACAUUUAAUGAAAGUUUUGUUUUAAAUAUUAUGUAAUAUUACUGAGCAAAAUAGAAUUGAAACAAAAACUGUUACAUAUUAAUUAUUGUAUUCCAGGCCAACAUUAUUUAACCAUGCUCUAUUUCAGUUUCUCUGACUUUGACGUUGAAAGAAGUUCAAACUGUUCCUACGAUUAUAUUAAAUUUUACGAUGGCAACAGCCCAAGAGCUUCGUCACUGGGUCAGUUAUGUGGCAAUGUCAUACCUGGUAUUAUAAGUUCAACAUCUGGGAACCUCUAUGUAGUCUUUGUCUCAGAUGAAUCCAACAGCAGUAAGGGAUUUAAAGGCCAAUUCUACACCACUUAUAGAUUUCUUACUCGCUGAGGUAAGUGAAUAAAAUUAUAUGUAAAAAGAAGAAAAAAAAAAGAAAAACUGUCAAGUUAUGUUCUUGUAAUUGAUGUUUAAUCUGUCUUUAGUGAAGUAGUCAUGCCACAGAGCACAUCAGUGCUGCCCUCUUAAUUGUUUUUAAUAUAAACUAACCAAUAGUCAUUUAAAGUUUAGUUUAUAAAUACAUUUUUUUUUUAAAUUGGCUGCCUGCCAUAUUCAAUUUUUAGAAAUGAACAUAUUAUUCUUAUCAAAUUAAAUUAAAAUAAUAAUAAUAAAUCUUUUAGAAAUAUUAGAACAAAGAAUCAAAUCAUAAAUUCGAGGAUUUUUAAAAUUAUUUAUUAAAUACAUAUUAAUACUAGCUUAAGCACACAGUCCCAAGGGGCAAGCAUUUUCAUUUGCAGUUAGUUAUAAAUCCAUGAAUAGCUAUGAAGUUUAAUUAUUUGGUAAAAACUUUUCUUUGUAGACAGCCAUUUUUGGUGCAAACUCUGGAAUCUUUCUUUUAAUUGCAUUGUUGGUCAGUUCCUGAGACUUUUAAUUUAACUUCCUGAAAGGACUUUCUUCUUUAAAAUGCAAGAUAAAGUUUUCCUUGACUGACUACUGGAGAUUGGAAAUAAAUACCAACUGAAUUUAGUUUUUGGCCUUGGCUAUUUUUUAUGGCAAUAGCAAAAGAAAGGCUCAUGGAAACUGAUUUCAUCUUAUAGUAAAGGUCGAUAAUGAAUGCAAAGGGCAAGGCUGAUUCAUUUUUGCUAGCCACAUUUUGCAUUACUGUGUUAGUAAAGAAAGGUUCUACUAACUUUAACCAGGUGCAUCAGUAAAGAACAGACUUUUUAGUAAAAUGUAUUAUUCAACUGCUUCCAUCAUUUUGUUGAAAGACAUUCUUUGCCCUAGGUUGAGCAUUUGAAACUUUUCUUUGAACAAGUUUAUUUUCGGACAUCGGAUUGUAAUAAUUUUCAUAAUGGAUUGGCUCGUCAUAGUUGCCAUCUAGAAGCUAUAGGCCAAAGUGUCAAGUGGGAGCUUUCUCUUGAUCUAGAAACCAUAUAGCAGACAAAACAUAUUGUUUGCUUGGUGAAAAUUUCAUCUUUGCACAUGAUCAGUUUUGUGGUUGCAUUGUGUAAUACCUGAGCCCCAUCAUGCUUCAGGUGCACUUACAUAAUGGGUCACAGGGUAAAUUUUUUCCUCUGUGCCAUUUAAUAGUAGCUUCAUGUUUUUUUGGGAUCAGAAAUGACUUGAAUGAUGCUACUGUCAUAACCCGUGUAAACGCAUUUAAAGAAGUAUAUAAUGUUUUGAAUUGAGCUACAAAUCUCUAGGUUAUUAUAGUUGUUGUGUUUCAGAGAUAGGUAUGGAGUAUAUGGCAUAACCGAUCCACUUUUUUUUCUCAUAGUUCAACUUGGUGUUGAUAUACUGUCUAACUAUUGACAUUACUGUUGGUCUCAGCACAUAAAUCUUUUGGGGAUUCGUUUGUGCCUUUGCUGUUUUAUCUACAUUUAGCAUUUGGAUUUAAUGCACCACAUGGUCCGUGUAUCAAACAGAAUUUUAUAAUUUCAUGCAGCCUCAGGUGGGAAUCUUUAUAAGGGAGUUCUACACAUAAAAUUUUGUUAAUUCUUUCAUUCUCACAGGCUUUGUCUUCCGGGGUCAUGAAGAGCAAUGUGUGCUCAUGUUGUAGUCAAUGUUUUUGGAGUUUAAUAACGAUGGUCAUAGCCCUAACAUGUUCAAAUCUUUGGAACUAUGUUUAGUCUUCACGUAACAAUUUACAUUUUUACUCAAACAUUCUUGAUACUGAAUAAAACCGGUCACACUACUGUUAAAUGGGAUUUAAUUUGUCCCUGAUUUUAUUCCAUUUUAUAUUACAUGUGAUUGUUAUAAAUAAGGCAGGUUUGUCAUAUAUCCUGACCAUGUUCAUAGCAUCUUGGUAAUUUUGAGUUAUAUAUCUUAAACACUCUAUGAAAGUUGACUGCAAUAUAACAUUCUUGCUUGGCAAUAUGUUAAUGUCCAAACUGUAGUUUUUUUAAAUAGGUGAAGGACAUCAUGGCAUUCUGCUCUCAUUAUUCUUAUUUUUUUCAAAACAAAUUCGAAUGGUUUGCUUUUGUAUUGCAAUAAGGUACAAUAAUGAAUUGGUGAAUUAGCUUUCCUGCAUCAUUAACUGGUUAAAGUUUCCAUCAAGAAUGGCAAAAUGGUAUGAAUAGCACUAAAAUUGGGACAUAUUUUCUUGACUAACAUCUUUCUUUAGAUCUGUAGUCCACCCUGAAUCCCCAUAUCACAAUGGGUCACACAGUCUUCUCAAGAUGUACUUUUUGUAAAUAUUUAUUUUUCUGUGAAAAACGGCAGUACUUUCUUCUUUGGUAGUUGCAGCAUUGCUACUGUUGGGGUGCAGAUUAGUUACUCAUUCUCUCAAGAAUGUUAUGUGAUAUUCAAUGCCAUGGUGUUAGUUUUUCCCAAUUUGCCUUCAAAAUUUCAUGUUAUUUAAAGUUGAGCAUCUCAAAUCCAAAAACAUCACCAACAUAAACUACUAAGCAACAGGUACACAAAUAAUCUCUUCACCAAUUACGCUGACAAAAAAUAUCUCCACCAAUGACAGACGAACUACCUAAGGCUUACAAAGAUCAUUCCAAAAAUGUAACUUAAUAAAUUCAAUUCGUUUUUUUUUAAAAUGUUUCAGGAAAUAGAUCACAAUUUAUUUUGAUUAAAAACAAAUUUCAAGUUAUUAAGUGUAAUGAAAUUUAUGACUAUAGUAAAGAAAACAUUAUAAAUUUUUUUAGGGUAAAGAAAUCAAUGACAAGAAAUAUAAAGAUUGUUGGGUUUUAAAUUUAAGGAAAAUACAGUUUAAAUAGUAGUAAACCAUCAUUUAAUAAGAAGCCCUUUAGUUUGUGCAUGUGGGAGAGGAAAUUGGCACUGUGAUAAACUAGCUCUCAAAGAACAUUUAACGCACGUUUCAAAGGUUAUGCACUUCUCAGUGAGUGUAUAUGAGAUCAGAACUGUUAAGUUGGUAUCUUUUUUUAAAUUUUAACUUUUAUUAAUUAUUGUUAAACAUUAUUAGGUUAUAAAUUUGUAAUGUUUUAAAAAUUAAGUUUCAAAAAUAUUUAAAGUAUUUCCUUCUAACUCACUUUUGAAGGACAUAUAUUGUGACCAUGUGUAUGUUUGUUCUAUUUCAGAAAAUACACAUUUUGUAAGGCAGAAUCAGCACUGUGAAAAAUAAACUUUAUAAUUAUAUUUAGUAUGUUUUUGCAACCAUUUGUUAAGAAAAUUGAUAGAAAAUGAAACAUUUAAUAACUGUAAUAAAUUUGUCAAAUGUAUCAAUGUCUUAAUUUUACUAUUUAAAAUCAUUUUUUAAAUUAAAAUUGCCUGUAAAUGUUGCUUAUAAAUUGGAUUAAGCUUAAAUUUUGAUUCAAUUUAUAACAUUAAAUUAUACAUUUCUUGAAUUAUUCAUUUUUGUUUAUAUUAUUUUGUUUUAUAAUAUUGUUUGAUUUUUAUGCACUUUGUUCUAAAAAUCAUAUUAUUAAUUUUAGUGAAUAAAAGCAAUAAUAAACAUUUUGUAUAAUGUUGCAUGAACUCUAACCUUGGACUGGAUAGGUAAAAUUGUAGCUCUAGGGUUUUUAAACGUUGGUAAAAAAAAUAUUUUUUUAUAGAGUUCAAAGAUACUUGAAAUUUUACGUCAUCUCAAUAAUUUUGAGUUUGAUUAUGAAGGCCAAUUUGUAUAAAACAUCUUUAAUCUUUCAUCAAAUGAUGUGUCAAAUUUUACUGAUAUUAAUGAGAGCUAAAUAUUUAAAAGUAUCAUUGUACCUAAUUUUUUUAAUGAAAUUGAUACACACACAUAAAAGUAUUGAUAUAUAUAUUUUUUUAAAACAAUAAGUUUAUGUUGAUAAUUCAAAGGUAUACGCUGUACCAGGAGUCUAAAUCUGGUAAAGCAAAUGUCGGAAGCUUACCAAAAAUUCCUACUUCUUGAAAAAAGUGCAUUUAUUUCUUAGCAAAAAUUUAGAGGAACUUCAUUCCACUAACUAACACACAUUCUGGUGAAGGUCUGAGACUUAAUUGGCAUAUUAAUUGUGUGUGUACUAAAGUCAUUAAUUUAAGGUUUCAAACUUAGGUCAUCAUAAACAUUACCAUUAUUUAUUUUUUUUAGAUUCACUUUGAUUAUGAAAUUUCUAAAAUAAUUUUAAGGUAAAUAAGCCACAUGACAUGAUAAAUAUGUUUUGUAAUGUUUCAUGGAAUUAAAAUACAAUUUGGAUUUUUCACUAAAUAUGCAUCAAAUUACAUUUUAAAUGUCAUCUAUCAUAUUAAAAUUUGUUGAAAAUAAAA
Molecule: messenger RNA, 43043 nt
Organism: Lymnaea stagnalis (great pond snail)
Lineage: Eukaryota; Metazoa; Mollusca; Gastropoda; Lymnaeidae
Source: the annotation of a GenBank genome assembly